GAUAUUGUGAAGGACACGAAAAAGAAGCGUUUCAGUGCUGGAUGCGUUAUCUCGGUGGGCCUGCAGUGUUUGGAAGCUAUCGAAGAGCUGCACCGGAUUGGGUUCAUACAUCGUGAUAUAAAGCCAUCAAAUUUCACAACUGGUCGCAGCAGUCUAAUUCAUGGCGUUCGCAAAAUCUAUCUGAUUGAUUUUGGCUUCAGCUUUCAGUAUGUCGAUUCGAACGAUCGUGUCAAACGCUUGCACAAAAACAUGAGUUUCAAAGGAACAAUGCGUUAUGCGGCACUGGCAAGUCACCUGGGGCGUCCACCGAGCCGUCGCGAUGAUCUGGAAUCGUGGAUGUACCAACAGGUGGAACUUACUAAAGGAGUACUGCCAUGGAAAAAUGCUGAAGACGAGCUGGAUAUUAUAAGCGCCAAAGAAAGUGUGCGAACGAACGACGGUAUGCACAAGCUGAUGCGAGCCUGUCCAAAGAGUUAUGUGGAUAUAAUGAAAUACAUUGCCAGUUUACACAAGAGGAGCAGGCCAGACUACGAUUACAUCUAUAAAGUGCAUAAUUUACUUUAA
Gongylonema pulchrum is the source of this 564-nucleotide messenger RNA. The record is from the annotation of a GenBank genome assembly. NCBI's taxonomy places the organism in Eukaryota, Metazoa, Nematoda, Chromadorea, Rhabditida, Gongylonematidae.